UGCGGCUUGCUAUCUACGUCCAUUUCUCAUCUUCAAACUCUUACGUACCAGCUCUGACACGGCCGGCUCUCGAAAGUCUGAUAUCGCAUCGCCGGGCUUGUUUUCGCUUAUCCUCCGGCUAUUCCGCGUUGUAACAUUCCCGUCAUGAUCGCACAUGUCCUUGCACUGUCCGUCUCUUCGCCUCGUUGCUCAAACGCUGUGUCGGAGGAUAGAUACAGCCUGUGAUCUAGGUCGCCACCGAGUAUACAGGACAACUGUGAUGCUUUCGGGCCACGACUUCACCGCCGCAAACAGCGGUGACAAGGCUCAUGCAGACCUACAAGCAUACAAUGCGCACUGCUGCACUGCAAGCGCUGCCAGCAAACCUGUCUUCGCGGACAACCAACGAACUCCCAUGGCGAUGCAACUGUAUACUCGACAGAUCCUGGGCCUGUGCCUUGUUUCGUGUUGAUACUGCUGGUCGCAGGCUUCACACCGCUGCUGCGCUCGCGACGAGAAUGUUCUUUCGUCCAGACACCGCCAAAUGAAGGCAGUUGUCUGCUAUGUCCAGCAUACCAAGUUGCUGGAAUUACAAGAGUAGGUCGGCUCAGAAUGAUGUCCAUUGUCGUUGAACGUGACAUGCUUCUCAAAGGGCGCGAGAGACACGCCGUCCCACUGCCGCCCCGGGGGCCGUCCCGUCCGUCCGUCCCGCGACCCAAAGACCUGAGGCCGAGACGUCACUAUCCAGACUCACGGCUAGUAUACUAUAAUGCGCAUACUAUUGAUGCUAUGAAAAUCUCCGCAUGAGCCGCUAACAUGGUGGCAGCAUCGAUGAGAAUAGUAGACAUAUCCACGAGUCCAUCUCAACUACAGCUACAAGGAAAAAGCUUGGAA
Pseudovirgaria hyperparasitica is the source of this 873-nucleotide messenger RNA. RefSeq lists its product as uncharacterized. The transcript has a single exon. The coding region runs from base 155 to 451 and encodes 98 amino acids. The record is from RefSeq and is a predicted model, not a curated record. Lineage: Eukaryota; Fungi; Ascomycota; Dothideomycetes; Acrospermales; Acrospermaceae.